GAAAGCGAAAGCGUUGCCAGCGUUGCCAGCGUUGCCGGCGCGGCCCGCGGGCACAGCCAGGCUGGGGUCAGGCCGGAGCCGGGCCGCCGGGAUGCUCAGGACUCCAGAGCCGCGGUCCGGAGAGGCAGAAGCGGAGGGGGCAGCGCCGCCGACCCCGUCCAAGCCGCUCACGUCCUUCCUCAUCCAGGACAUCCUGCGGGACGGCGCUCAGCGGCCAGGCGGCCACAGGGGUACCUCGCGACGGCGGGACCCGGAGCUGGAGGCGGAGGGAGGACGCGGUGGUGCCGGGGCGCAGAAGGACGAGCUGAGCUCUGGGCCCCGCGCCGCGCCGGAGACGGAGCCAGAUAGGCACUUGGGGUCUUAUCUGUUGGACUGUGAAAAGACUUCAGGCGCCCUUCCAAGCCUCCCCCAAACCCCCAAGCAGCCGCAGAAGCGCUCGCGGGCUGCUUUCUCCCACACGCAGGUUAUCGAAUUGGAGAGGAAGUUCAGCCAUCAGAAGUACCUGUCGGCCCCUGAACGGGCUCACCUGGCCAAGAACCUCAAGCUCACGGAGACCCAAGUGAAAAUAUGGUUCCAGAACAGACGCUAUAAGACUAAACGGAAGCAACUCUCCUCGGAGCUGGGAGGCUUGGAGAAGCACUCCUCUUUGCCAGCGCUGAAAGAGGAGGCCUUCUCCCGGGCCUCCCUGGUCUCCGUGUAUAACAGCUAUCCUUACUACCCAUACCUGUACUGUGUGGGCAGCUGGAGCCCACCUUUUUGGUAAUGCCAGCUCAGGUGACAACCACGUAUGAUCAAAAGCUGCCUUCCCCGGGGUGUCUCUCAGAAAAGCACAAGGGGCCAAGCUCAAGGAGCGACAGGUGUGCACACCAAAGCUGUUGGAGAUUUGCGUGGCAAUCUCAGAUUCUUCACUGGUGGGACAAUGAAAAAAACAGACAGUGGCAGUUUUAAUAUCUCAUUCAUUCCCCCAGUGCAUACUGUAGGUCAUUUUUUGCUUCUGGCUACCUGUUUGAAGGGGGGAGAGGGAAAAUCAAGUGCUAUUUCCAGCACGUUGUAUGAUUUUGGAUGAGCUGUACACCUGAGGAUUCUGUCCUACAUCUCUGUCCUCCUGUGUCACUGAAUAUCAGCUCUGAAGAAGCAAACCUAAAGGGAGGAAGGACAGCCAGGAUGAGGAUGUCACCAACUGAAUUCAACUUAAGUCCAGAAGCCUUCUGUUGGCCAAGGCUCUCUCUGUCCCUGUAAAAGAGAGGGGCAAAUUGAAGGUCUCCAAGAGAACGCCUUCAUGCUCAGCACACAUUUGUGUGGGAGAGGGAGAUGGGUGGGAGGAGGUGAAAUAUCAGCUGCUUCUUAUUCCUUCUUAUUCCUUUUAAAAUAUUAUGCCAACUUAAGUAUUUACAGGGUGGCCCAAAUAGAACAAGAUGCACUCACUGUGAUUUUUAAGACAAGCUGUAUAAACAGAACUCCACUGCAAGUGGUGGGGCCUUGCCAGAGAAUCUUCACAUGUCCAACCCAGGGGCCUAAGGAGGGUCUUCACACUGCUUCUAGGGGCUGUUGCAUUUUUUAUUAGCAGAAAGGCCUCUUCUCAACUUUUUUCCCCCGGAUUGGAGAAUUUAGAAUCAAACGUUUUCUGGAGUUUACAGGCUAUCACAUGUACUGAAUCCUGAGAGACAACAUAAUUCUUCCUUCCCUCCUUUUUAAAUAUUUUGUUCCUUUUUUUGCAGCAGUUACUCACUAAAGGGCUUCAUUUUAGUCCCAACUUUGAGUCUGGCUACACCUAACAUAUGCCUCGUUUAUUUAGCCUGAGAUCUGGUCUUUCUUUCUUUUUUCCACCUCUCCCCAAAUCUUUGUCUGUCCUGAGUUUAAAAAAAAAAAAAAAAAAAAAAAAAAAAGCUGGGGAACAGAUUCUGAAUUAGCUAAAAGAGAUGCAUUUUUAAAACUAGCAACUCUUCUUUCCUUUAAAAAUAUACAGCAUUAAAUCCCAAUCCUGUUUAAAGACCUGACAGCUUGAGAAGGUCACUGCUGCGUUUAUAGCACCUUCUGGUGGUUCUGUUGUUACGUUCGAAGUCUGACAAUUCCUGGGAAUCUUUGCAUGCAGAGGAGGUAAGAGAUAUCGGAUUUUCAUAGAGAAGGAAGAACACGGUGCAGAAUGAAGGGCCAGGCUCACUGAGCUGACCAGCGGGGGGCUCAUGGGUGGGACAUGGAAAAGAAGGCAGCCUAGGCCUUGGGGAGCCCAGUCCACUGAGCAAGCAAGGGACUCAGCCUUCGGUAUGAAAAGGCUAAGAUAAAGAAAACCUGUUUCAAAACACAAGAAGCUGUCUAAACACUUUGGGGACUGUGUUUAAUGCCUCUAAUGGGUCUCCAAUAUGGAUGACCUAGACUUUAGAGAGAAUGAGCAGAGAGCAAAGGAGAAAUCUGGCUAUCCUACCAUUUUCAUUCUGUUAUCUCAGGGGACCUGGUAGAGGGGAGACAUCAGAAAAAAUAAAACAACAAAAUAAUUACUAAUGAGGUACGCUAUGCCUGGAAGUUUCUUGAUUCCACUACUUAAUUCUGUUUAGUGAGAAACCUUUCAAUUUUCUUUUAUUAAAAGGGCAAAUUUACUGUUGGUGGCAAAAUUGCCAACAUAAGUUCAUAGAAAGUUGGCCGAUUUCACCCCAUUUUCUGUGGUUUGGGAUCCACAUUGAAAUGUUUAAUGCCACAUGCUGCCAACACCCACCAGGGUACUAGACAGCACAAAGCCAGGGUAGCUUUCUGCUUUGUGCAUUUCUUUAAAAAUAAGUGUUUAGUGCUCACUCCCUCUUGUACUCUCUCUCCCCUCCUCUGAAUUUAAUUAUUUCCACUUGAAAUUUGCAAGGAUUACACAUUUCACUGUGAUGUAUAUUGUGUUGCAAAAAAA
This is a messenger RNA of Saimiri boliviensis boliviensis (Bolivian squirrel monkey), 2890 nucleotides long. RefSeq names its product NK3 homeobox 1 (gene NKX3-1). NCBI's taxonomy places the organism in Eukaryota, Metazoa, Chordata, Mammalia, Primates, Cebidae. The record is from RefSeq and is a predicted model, not a curated record. Gene Ontology annotation, molecular function: RNA polymerase II cis-regulatory region sequence-specific DNA binding; DNA-binding transcription factor activity, RNA polymerase II-specific. Gene Ontology annotation, biological process: cell differentiation; regulation of transcription by RNA polymerase II. Gene Ontology annotation, cellular component: nucleus.